Molecule: messenger RNA, 270 nt
Organism: Hyaloscypha bicolor E
Lineage: Eukaryota; Fungi; Ascomycota; Leotiomycetes; Helotiales; Hyaloscyphaceae
Exons: 2
Molecular function (GO): monooxygenase activity; FAD binding
Source: RefSeq, a predicted model, not a curated record
AGUAGGGGGGUGGUACUUCUCGGUGAUGCACUUCAUGCCGUUCUGCCAUGGGUGGGACAAGAAGGUGGCAUAGCUAUAGAAGACGCGGCGACUCUAGUAGAGUGUCUUGAGCGAGUUGAAACAACGGACGGUAUCCCAAAGGUCCUGAAAGCAUUUCAAGAAAUUCGAGAGCCGAGAUACAAGUUGGUUCAAGAACGGAGUUUCAUACAAUCCAAAAGAGAGACUGUUCCUGACGGACCAAAGCAAGAGGCGCGAGACAAGAAGUUCAAA